AUGGGGGAAAAUGGAUCAUCAUCCGGCGCUGAGCGUGUUCGUGAAAGCUCGCUUAUGUGGCUGAUGCUCACCCGCUCUAAUUACGCGGAAUGGGCUAUGUUGUUGCAAUGCAACUUUGAAACCCUGGAGAUAUGGGACACCAUUGAUCCUGGCGGUGACAAGAUCGCGAUUUCAAUCGAGACUCUUCUCGAUCUAAAAACGCUCACCAUCGAGGAACUGGUGGGCAGAUUAAAGAUGGCAGAGGAUCGCUUUGGGAUCAAGGCGGUCACUGACAAAAUAGGCAAUCUGUUGCUGUCAGAGGAGGACUGGAUGGCGAAGUACCGGCAUCGUCUAAUGCCGGAGUCCUCGUCGACGAGUGGAGCAGGCAAGAAACCGUGGAAGCCCAAGCACGGUGGUGGCGGCAGGCGUGGAGAUCGCGGUGACCGCGGCGAGAAGAAGGAACCCGUUAUCAAGCUGACAUCAAUGGGCCUGUGA
This is a messenger RNA of Miscanthus lutarioriparius, 474 nucleotides long. The record is from the annotation of a GenBank genome assembly. NCBI's taxonomy places the organism in Eukaryota, Viridiplantae, Streptophyta, Magnoliopsida, Poales, Poaceae.